Messenger RNA from Silurus meridionalis, 1915 nucleotides. RefSeq names its product proteinase-activated receptor 3. Bases 139 to 1281 code for a protein of 380 amino acids. Gene Ontology annotation, biological process: blood coagulation; thrombin-activated receptor signaling pathway; positive regulation of Rho protein signal transduction. Gene Ontology annotation, cellular component: membrane. Gene Ontology annotation, molecular function: thrombin-activated receptor activity. The transcript is spliced from 2 exons. The record is from RefSeq and is a predicted model, not a curated record. NCBI's taxonomy places the organism in Eukaryota, Metazoa, Chordata, Actinopteri, Siluriformes, Siluridae.
UUCUGACAUCACAGCAUGUUUAGACAAGUAGAACGUCUGACUCUUUCUUCUUCUUUUUUGCGGAUGAAUACGGCUGACGCUGAGAGAACUGUUUAGUCUUCAGUAACCCUUUGGGAAAGAUAUAACUGAACAGAAGCCAUGGCAAAUACAUCCAGGACUAUCCUAUUGACUUUACUUGUAGCAAUGACACAAGGUCAACAGCAGAAAACUGGCAGUAACAAUACAAGUGUUAUUAACCCAAGAACAUUUCAGGGUCACGCCAUCCCCAUUCAGCUUCCUCUUCCUCCAAAUUCGACGGAAAUGCAAACACAUUCCUAUAAAGCUGUGGUUCCGGCCCUUAAAUUGUUGGACAAUAGCAGCGGCCAAUACCUAAAGAGUUCACUGAGCACACGAAUCAUCCCAUCAAUCUAUGUGGUGGCGAUUGUCAUAGGAGUUCCUGCCAAUGUUGGCAUUUUGAUUUCGAUUGGCACUAAAGUUCGUGUGGUAUCAGUGGCCAUACUGUGCUGCAGCCUGGCAGCGUCAGACCUCCUUCUCUUGCUCAGCCUGCUGCUCAAAGCACAUUAUCACUUUUCGGGCAAUAACUGGACGUUUGGUGAAGCUGCGUGCCGUUUCACCACUGCCUGCUUCUAUGGCAACUUGUAUUGCUCGGCACACACACUAGCAUGUGUAAGCAUCAAGCGCUACCUAGCUGUGGUACACCCCUUCUUUUACAAAAGCCUUCCCAAGCGCUCCUGCACGGCCUGGACUAGUUUAGGGGUGUGGCUUGUGUUUUCGCUAGCAAUGUUGCCCAAUCUUCUAGUACAUCAGAGCUACUACAUCCCUCAGCUUGGAAUCACCACAUGCCACGAUGUCCUUCCUAUAGAUGUCAGCGUUUACAACUUCCUGGUGUAUUACAACAUAGGGUUAACGUUAUUAGGCUUCCUGCUUCCUCUGCUUAUCACCACAGCGUGUUUUGCCUCAAGUGUAUGGCAUUUGAACCGGUCACACCAUGACUGGAGUGUCUACAUCAAGGCCAGCACGUUGGUCUUUCUCAUCUUCGUCAUUUGUUUCAGCCCAAGCAGCUGCAUACACUUCCUACACUAUGUACGCAUAUACACGAGCGGAGAUGACAAUUUCUACACCUACUUUAAUGUGGUUGUGUGUCUCUGUUGCCUUCACUGCUGUUUGGACCCAUUUCUGUUUGUGCUCAUGUCUAGGACAACCGGCUCCCGGCUUUACUUUAUGACACGCAAGGAAAGAUGCUCAGCAUUUCCACUUAAAUUUGGAUAUUUUUAUAUUUGAUCGAACCUUUAUUGAAAUUAUAAAUGAAGUCGGGGGUUGCUUUAGUGCAGAGAAGCUAUAUUUUUUAGCCAGAAAAAUGAAGCCAGCAAGAUCUAUUGCAUAUCAAUUUCACAAAAGUGACCUUGAAGAUUUGUGAAACAUAGAAACUGUUACAAAUGUUACAAACAAUAUGGAAAAGUCUGCUAAUCAGAUGCAAUGCAUAUUUGACAGCUUUAAGGAGUAGAAACAGAUUUCUUUUCUUUUUUUUAUCAUAAUUAUUAUCUUUGUAACAGUAGGAAAGAGGAAUUAGCAUUCAGAUCAGGUGUGCAAAGACUCGGCUAUUUGGUUUCAAACAGCUAUCCAUUAUACAUGGACAAAACAUGGUGAGCCAUUUGAAUAGCCAGGACUAUAAAGGGCCUAUUGUACUACUGUGAUGUAUGUAUGUGUGUGUGUGUGUGUGUGUGUGUGUGUGUGUGUACACUUAAAAAGUGUACAGAGAGACAUUUUAUUUGAAAGUGUAUUGUUAUGAAGGAGAAAUGUGUAUGUAAAUAUAUUUUUACUGUAGACAGACUGCACAUUUAAAAUUCCUUUUAUUGGUUUAUAGUUUUCGUUGCACUAUAACUAUUACCACAAAAAUAAAUGCCUAUCAAUCUCA